AUGUCUAACAAUACAACUGCUCCGGAUAAAGAGCCAACAGACUGCCAUGAGGUUCAGAUUCCUAUUGAGAUCUUUCUCAUCAUUGGUGUUGUGAGCCUGAGUGAAAACCUUCUGGUUGUGGUGGCAGUGAUUUGCAAUAAAAACCUGCACUCUCCCAUGUACUGCUUCAUCUGUAGCCUUGCCGCUUUUAAUACCAUCUCCAGCCUCUCCAAAACCUGGGAGAACAUCAUGCUGGUUUUUAAAGACACUGGGCACCUGAACUCUGAAGGAGCAUCUGAGCUCAGGGUGGACCGUGUGAUGGACACUUUACUCUGCAUGUCAUUUCAAGGCUCAUUCUUUAGUUUCCUUGCAAUUGUUGUGGACCGCUACAUUACCAUAUUCUAUGCGUUACGUUACCACACACUCAUGACUAUGCGGCGCACAGCAUCCAUCCUGAUCACGAUCUGGGCCCUGUGUGGCUUUAGCGGUGCUCUUAUGAUCACAUUCUUUGAGGUUGCAGUAGUGAAGAUCUUCUUCAUCGUGCUCUUCUUCACAGCCCUGUUCCUCACCCUCCUGCUCUAUAUGCACAUGUUCUUGCUGGCACGGUAUCACGCAAGCAGGAUCGCAUCCAUGCCAGGAACCACUGGACACCGCAGAAGGAGUGGUAUGAGGGGAGCACUCACAAUUACCAUCCUCUUUGGGGUGUUUUUGGUCUGCUGGGCCCCCUUCUUCCUUCACCUCCUGAUUAUUAUGGUAUGUCCUCAAAACCCAUACUGUGAAUGUUAUCGGUCGCUCUUCCAGCUGCAUGUGGUGCUGCUGAUGAGUCAUGCAGUUAUUGAUCCAGCUAUUUAUGCCUUCCGGAGUGCUGAGCUGCGAAAGACCUUCCGUAAAAUGUUUUUCUGCUUAACGGAAGCUCAAAAUUAUGUGCACGGCACAUGCGAAUUUGGAAUAUCUUGUGCAUGA
This is a messenger RNA of Clarias gariepinus (North African catfish), 942 nucleotides long. RefSeq names its product melanocortin 2 receptor (gene mc2r). The transcript has a single exon. Gene Ontology annotation, cellular component: membrane. Gene Ontology annotation, biological process: G protein-coupled receptor signaling pathway. The record is from RefSeq and is a predicted model, not a curated record. Lineage: Eukaryota; Metazoa; Chordata; Actinopteri; Siluriformes; Clariidae. Bases 1 to 942 code for a protein of 313 amino acids. Gene Ontology annotation, molecular function: melanocortin receptor activity.